This is a messenger RNA of Durusdinium trenchii, 2944 nucleotides long. The record is from the annotation of a GenBank genome assembly. NCBI's taxonomy places the organism in Eukaryota, Dinophyceae, Suessiales, Symbiodiniaceae.
CAGGCGACCAAUCGCGCUACACUGCUCAAUGCCGUGGUCAUGUCCCUUCUGUCGGUUCUGGGCAUUUGGCUGAUAGACCAUCUCGCAGAUUGGCUUCAUGGUCGACCCUGUUGCGCGCGCGGGGAGUGGGAGGUGCAGUUGUCCAAUGUCCACUUAGACUCAAACGUCCGCCGCAUCUUGGAGACGGGAUCAUCCACGAGCGACGUUGUCUCGCAACCUGCUCUCUCUCUCUCUCUCUUUUAACUCGCUUCUUUUCGGGCCAAGAUGGACCUCUGAAACUUCACAACUCAAAAAAACUUAAAUGUACAAAGAAAGAAAGAAAGAAAGUACAAAGCCAUGGCAUCUUGAAUACCCGUGAUCUUCUUAACAUCUGAAAGGCAACUCUCUCUCUCUCUCUUGUGCUGCUCGAUGUCCGGGUUACCCGGGGCAUUUUUGAAGUGUCCCGGGUUUGGUGGUUGCGAAAAAGGGGAGAUAGUUUUGGGCCGAACUAAGCCAAUUUUGGUUUAUCCAGCAGUGCCUUCUCAAAGAUCACAUUGGGCACCCACAACAACCAUGAAAUGAUAUCAAACAGGAUGUGUUUUGGUUUUCACUUGGAGGCCUGGCGGGCAGUCCGGCGCUUUUCCUCUCCCCACGUGUUUUUCAAUAUUUGUUUCUUUUCGCGCUGUGGGCUGCUUUUCCUUUCCCGCUCUUCAUCCGGGGCGCCUAGCGCGCCCGAACACACGGUUUUUGAAGACACCCGACCGAGGCGGGGAUUCUCUCCUGUCAGAUGCUUCGUACAUGUUAUGUGACUUGGGUCUUUCGAGGCAGAAACGGUGGACACAUCAACCCGAACCACCCCACCGAGCGCGAGACGACGAAUGGACCACCGAGCGCGAGACGACGAUGGCACGGUGAGGAGGGUAGAGAUGGCAUCCAGGGUGAUGCUUUGUUUCUAAAGUGAUCCCCCACAUGGACCAUGGACAUCAUAGACUCAGACCCUGGCAAUGAACCUCAGUAAGAGGUGGUUUUCAGGGUUCAUGUGGUCGUUUGCAGAAGGGUCGUGUUCUUAUAAAACCAGAUGGUCCAGAACCAUGCUGAGGAUGUCCAAGACAUUCCAAGGCCAUCCUGAUUGGAGAUACUUGGGACCCUCCGGAUGCGCCGAAGAAGCAUUGACGAUCCCCCUUUCUGCUUGAAUCUUUCAACCAAUUCAUUGUCGAGACCCUCCUGAACCCCGGAGCCACGGCAAUUAUUGGCUGACUCACUUUUCUAGAUGGAAGUGGAAACCCGGACACCUGUAGAGGAACUGAACCUAGUCUUCCGGGUCCUUGAAACAUGGUGGCUCAGAAUGGGGCUCUCCCUUUCGAUUUGGAGCUCAUCUCGAACUCUCCCGGCCACGCGGAGCCGGGCUCAGAUGACUUGGCCUCGGGGCUUCGCGCCUCGAUCGCCGGCUUCGGCUUCCUCGUGCCGUGGCGGAGCGGGGGCGAUCGACGUGGCUUCCAGAGUGCCCGACUUCUACCAUAGAAAAUGGACGAUGGUCCCACUGAAAGAAGCACUGCACCCAUUUUGAUGUGUACUUUGCAGGUGGUGCAAAGUAUCUUCGAAGUUACAGACCAAAGACCAUGUGUGGAGCGAGGAUCGGGGAGGCUUCUGUUCGUGAAUUCAACAUGCUAUUGACCAUCUGAUAGGGGUUGAGAAAGUUGAGGAUCAUGGUGAUCAUGCUGAAGACCCAUGAAGCAUCGGUCGUAAAAUCGGUUUUUGCUGCAGUUUUCCGUUGUGGAAGAGUAGAGGCAAGGGGGUGUGAUUUGCUUUGGGCUUGGGUCAAGCAGGUUUGGGCAGCGGAUGGCAGCGGUUUGUGUUUUUGUUGGUCAAUCGCAUCCCACCAUGCUAAAACAAACCUUUGCUGGUUCGAUUUGGUCAAGGAGAAAACACCAUGAUAUUGUGGAAUGUGCUGUGGUAGAGUCUUGGGGCAGGUUGGGAGGAGUGUUGGAAAGGGUCUUUGGGCAACUUUCGUAGGGACCGCCGGUGUUUCUUUAUAUCUUAUUGACUGUCCGCUGGGGAAAGGGUCUCGGUUGUGACGCGCUUUUUUGUCUCGAAUGUGACGCGGAGAGCUUUUCUCAGUUGUGACGCGGAGAGCUUUUCUUUUAGAGAAUCUAUGUGCUUCUGGGCCCUUGCUUGGUUCUCGUCGAUUUGAGCACCGUCCCUAGAGUGGUGGCUCGAAAGCGGCCAGCAGUGGCCAAGAAGGCAGCGGUGAAAAGACCAGCUGCUCUGAAAGACUCUGACAAGGCUCCUUUAGAAGUGGUUUUCUCUCAGAGCCAUGAGGGGCCUGCGUCGACAGUUGAGGAAGUUCAGACUGCAGUGCGCGUCAUAAAGCUCCAAUCCAGCUCCACACCAAUUCCACCAAAUGUUGGCAUUUGUUGGGACAAGGCAUUUGAGACUUCCUACGACAUGAUCUUGACCCCAAAGUCCACCACCAUGGAAUCCAUUGGCCAUGAAUAUCGAGACAGGUCCAGGUUUUCUGCCCGAUUGGACCAAUUUCUUCGCACCAAUCCUUUCGUGCUGUCAUCACUUCUUGGUGCGGUUGGAAUCAGCAUCUCCUUGUUUGUGGGGAUGGCGUGGUACCACUUCAUUGUGCAGAAUGCGAUGAAGGAGGAAGAUGACAUUAUAGACGACAUUGAAGCAGAAGACGAGGCAUAUGAAAUGGUGACACUUCCAAAGAAUAAGAUGCCCUCAGCGGAUGCAGAGGGAUCGUCCAGCGAGGAAGAAACCAUCGUUGAUUGAAGAAGCUUUGUGGCGGGUGGCUGCUUCUGGGUGGGCCUCUCAGGCUUCCCGUUUGGCCACGCCCGGUCAUGGGUGGCUUCUUUCACCCGAGGGGUCACGGCACAAGGACCAAGUCCAAAAAGGUGCGAGGGCUGGUCACAUGCUGCAAUUCUAUGUCUGUGAAAGUAAACAAGGACCAGUGAUUGAU